This is a messenger RNA of Paramecium pentaurelia, 2139 nucleotides long. The record is from the annotation of a GenBank genome assembly. NCBI's taxonomy places the organism in Eukaryota, Ciliophora, Oligohymenophorea, Peniculida, Parameciidae.
AUGAUUACUAAUAAAUUUUAAACCUUCGUUUUCAAGAACAGAAAAUAUACAUUUCUUGAGCUUUUAGGAAGUGGCAAUUAUGGAUAAGUAUGGAAAGUUGAAGAUGAUAAAAAAGAAAAAUAUGCUUUGAAGAUAUAACAAUAAUUAGAUAAACGCGAAUAAGAGAUUACUGAAAUACUUUCAAAAUUUUCUUAUAGAAACAUUGUUAAUAUAAUAGGAUUGGAAAAAUUUAAUGAUAAAUACUUCUGUAUUUUAAUGGAAUGUUGCGAAUAAAACUUAUAUGAGAGAAUAUAAUAAAAAGUAUUUGAUGAAAAGGAACUCAGAUAUAUUUUAGUAAGUAUAGCUGAUGGACUAAAAGUGUUACAUGAUAAUAAUAUUACACAUAGAGAUUUGAAGCCAGAAAAUAUUAUGAUUAAAACUAUUUAGGAUUCUACGAAUCCUCAAAAUAAGUAACAAAUAUAUAAAAUUGCAGAUUUUGGCUUAUCUACAAAUAAUGAUAUCUGCUAGACUUAAUAAGUGGGAACUUGUUAUUAUAUGGCACCUGAACUGAUUAAUAAUCAACCCUAUAAUAACAAAGUUGACAUAUGGUCUUUAGGUGCAAUUAUAUAUGAACUACUUACAAAUCAACCAUUAUUUAAUGGUGAUUCCUAACAGCAAAUCCUAAAUCAAAUCAGUAAUUUCUACAAAAAAGAAAACUAAGAUAUUUUUCAUUAAAAAAUAUCUUUUAUUAAAGAUAAUCAAUACUAAACUCUAAUAAAAAAGAUGUUAGAACCUAAAUAAGAAUAUAGAAUCAAUAUAAAUGAAGUAUUAAGCCUGUUGAGAACCAGAUAUAGCUCUCCACCAAAAAUUUAACCGUUAUUCUAACCUAGAAUUGAGGAUACUAAGAGUAGAUUAUUUAAUCAUCGUAUAACUUAUGAAGAAGAUAAAAAAAAUAAAAAUUAAUUUAAAUAGUUAAUCAAUAUAUAGCAGUUUAAUAAACCUAAACAAAACAAUUUACCUAAUUUUAAUUAGAAUUUUGAUAUCCCAAGAAUUUUUACGCCUAGAAUUGUUCCUCAAUUCCAAAAUGAUAAUCAAAUAUAAAAUGGUAGUCAAAUACAAAAUGGUAAUCAAAUAUAAAAUGGUAGUCAAAUACAAAAUGGUAAUCAAAUAUAAAAUGGUAGUCAAAUACAAAAUGGUAAUCAAAUAUAAAAUGGUAGUCAAAUACAAAAUGGUAAUCAAAUAUAAAAUGGUAGUCAAAUACAAAAUGGUAAUCAAAUAUAAAAUGGUAGUCAAAUACAAAAUGGUAAUCAAAUAUAAAAUGGUAGUCAAAUACAAAAUGGUAAUCAAAUAUAAAAUGGUAGUCAAAUACAAAAUGGUAAUCAAAUAUAAAAUGGUAGUCAAAUACAAAAUGGUAAUCAAAUAUAAAAUGGUAGUCAAAUACAAAAUGGUAAUCAAAUAUAAAAUGGUAGUCAAAUACAAAAUGGUAAUCAAAUAUAAAAUGGUAGUCAAAUACAAAAUGGUAAUCAAAUAUAAAAUGGUAGUCAAAUACAAAAUGGUAAUCAAAUAUAAAAUGGUAGUCAAAUACAAAAUGGUAAUCAAAUAUAAAAUGGUAGUCAAAUACAAAAUGGUAAUCAAAUAUAAAAUGGUAGUCAAAUACAAAAUGGUAAUCAAAUAUAAAAUGGUAGUCAAAUACAAAAUGGUAAUCAAAUAUAAAAUGGUAGUCAAAUACAAAAUGGUAAUCAAAUAUAAAAUGGUAGUCAAAUACAAAAUGGUAAUCAAAUAUAAAAUGGUAGUCAAAUACAAAAUGGUAAUCAAAUAUAAAAUGGUAGUCAAAUACAAAAUAUUAAUCAAAUACAAAAUGGUAGUCAAAUAAAAAAUAUUAAUCAAAUACAAAAUGGUAGUCAAAUACAAAAUGGUAGUCAAAUAAAAAACGAUCCUCCAUUUUUUCCCUAGAAUAAUGUAAACAAAAAUGGAGUUACCUAUAAAUAAAAUUACUAAUAAAAUUAAAUGUUGAUGAUACCUAAAGAAUUAUAAUAAUAUGGAAGCCCUACCUAUUAUUCUCCUUAACGUGAAAAUAAUUAUGGUUUAUAGGAUUAAUAGGUUAGAUCUAAGACACCAGAAAAUGAAUUCAAUUACUCAUAAGUAAAUUAAUAAAAAUGA